Molecule: messenger RNA, 1824 nt
Organism: Panicum virgatum (switchgrass)
Lineage: Eukaryota; Viridiplantae; Streptophyta; Magnoliopsida; Poales; Poaceae
Exons: 4
Coding region: 417-1529 (370 amino acids)
Source: RefSeq, a predicted model, not a curated record
GACGGCCAGCGCCGGCAGCGCGCUGCAGAGCAGUGCCGGGCCGCCCUUCUUGCUCCGCAACGCGGCGGCGGGCCAGCGCCCGUUCCGGCGGCGAGCCGAGGCGCGGACUGCAGAGCAGAGGACCAGCAGUACGCCAUUGCCGGGCCGCCCUUCCUGCGCCAGAUAUUCAGAUAUUCUUGUUUCCUGCCGCAGCUCCAGCCGGGCCAGCAGAGGAUUCAGCUCCUGUACCAUUCCAAGAAGCUGCACUGUACCAUUCCAGCACACCGGACUUCUAUUCGUCCCUGAAAAAAGACUAUGAGGUGAGAAGAGACUUCAUCCUUCAGCUGCUGAAAGAUUUUGGCUUUCACAUCAGCUUCAAUCCACAAGGUUCAGUCUUUGUAUUUGCUGAGCUGCCCUCGUCCUGCCAAAUUUCUGAUAUGGACUCAUUGCUCCUGAGGUUGCUUGAAGUUGAAGAUGACUCGUCAUCGGAUGAGGACUAUGAUGUGGCGGCUAUAAUGCUCGCUGAUCUUGCAAAGAAUGAGCAGCCCAAACAUGGUGAUUCUGUGCAAGGGCAUGAGGUGGUUCGUCGAAACAAGCAGAAAGGAGAUGCAAAGCUCUUUGAUGACUACUUUGCAGAAGAACCUGUGUUUGGUCCGGUUACAUUUAGACGGCAGUUUAGAAUGUCAAAGGAGUUGUUCUUGCGCAUUGCAGGUGCUGUAGAAGCACAAUGUCCAUAUUUUCAGCAAAGGAGGAAUGCAGCCGGGGAUCUUGGCCAUAGUGCUUUGAAGAAGAUCACUGCAGCAUUGCGCAUGCUUGCUUAUGGGGUUCCUACUGAUUCUCUUGAUGAGACACUUUACAUCGCAGAGAGCACCAUAAUUGAGAGCCUAAGGGAGUUUGUCAAAGCUGUGGUUGAGGUUUUUGGGGAGCAAUACCUGCGAGCACCAAAUGAGGAGGACACCGCAAGACUUAUGCAAAUGGGUGCCGCUAGAGGCUUCCCUGGGAUGCUUGGAUGCAUAGAUUGCAUGCACUGGCAGUGGAAGAAUUGUCCUACAGCAUGGCAUGGGCAAUUCACCGGGCAUUGCCAUGAUCCUACAAUCAUUUUGGAAGCAGUCGCAUCACAUGAUCUAUGGAUUAGGCAUGCAUACUUUGGGAUGCCUGGUUCUCACAAUGACAUCAAUGUCCUCCAUAGAUCUCCUCUGUUUGCAAGGCUUGCUGCUGGGAAGGCUCCACCUGUGAACUUUCAAGUCAAUGGCCAUGAUUACACUAUGGGCUACUAUCUCGCAGAUGGCAUUUAUCCCUCAUGGUCCAUCUUUGUCAAGACAAUUAGAAACCCAAGCAAUAACAAGACAGCACACUUUGCAAAGACAUUCCAUCAAACACGUUGUUGGCAACAUGAGUGUCUUCCUCGGUGCCACAAUUGGGAGCUGCGAUGCUUGCCGACGCUGAAGAAUUUGUUGUCGGUGUUGAAGCAGAGGCCACCAGAGUUGAAGAAGGCAUCUUCUUCUUCGGGCCCGGCUUCUUCCUCGCUGCCUUUGGCAAGCCGGUGGUAGUUUUCUUGGGUUGUCGUGGGGCGUUCGGCCUUGGGGGCACCAAGCUUGUCGCAGCAGGUGGAGCGACCGCCCACGGUGCCCUUGGCCCAAGAAGGGGCGCUGCGCCGGGCAUGCCCAUGGGCGGCAUGGCCGGCGACCCCUCCAUGGAGGGCAUGCCCAUGGGCGACGCAGCCAGCCACCCCUCCAUUGGGACCAUGCCUAUGGCCGCGACCUGGGAGAGGUCGGGCCAGCGCACCGUCCCGGCGGCCUCCAAGGGCGGCGGUCCGGCCUCCAUGGGCGGCGGUCUCCACUGAAG